This is a messenger RNA of Danio aesculapii, 729 nucleotides long. RefSeq names its product leucine-rich repeat-containing protein 72. Gene Ontology annotation, molecular function: protein binding. The transcript is spliced from 8 exons. The record is from RefSeq and is a predicted model, not a curated record. The coding region runs from base 97 to 729 and encodes 210 amino acids. Lineage: Eukaryota; Metazoa; Chordata; Actinopteri; Cypriniformes; Danionidae.
AGCGCGCAUGAAUAUCAUCGUCUGUUAUAUAUUGGCCAUCAAUUAAACAAGAGUGACGUGUGUUUCCUAGGAACCGUUUAGACUCGACGUUCAGACAUGGAGUCAAACAGACAGGAAAAUCUUGUGUCAAAGUGUGUGGUAAUUAACGGUGACACCGAUGUGACCGACCUUCAUUUUGCUAAAAGAGGAUUGACUUCUGUUCCUGAUUUAUCACAUUUCUGCAUGCUGAGAUGUGUGUGGCUCAAUGAUAACAAGAUUCGAGACGUUACCAGAGCUUCAUUCAACUGCCGUUUGACAGAACUUUACCUGCAGAACAAUGACAUUCUCUCCAUUGCAGGAGCACUGAGACACCUGACAUGUCUGCGUGUGCUGCUGCUGUUCAAUAAUCAGAUUAAGUGUCUAGAAGAAACUGUGGUGGAGCUGAAGAACAUGCAGGACCUCCACACUCUCUCUUUAUAUCUGAACCCUUUCACUGAAGAUCCUCAGUAUCGCCUCUACGUGCUCCAUCAUUUGCCAUCUGUGAAGUUUUUAGACACAAAAGAAGUACAGCAAGUGGAGAGGAGACGAGCUUUAAAGCUGUUCAAUGUAGAAAAACAGAAGGUUCUGGAUACUAUUGCCUUUGGCAGACAGGCACUACCACCCCCUAUAGGAAGAAAAAUGACCAACACGAUCCCUAAACCUGUAGGUCAACAUGUCUCAAGGAAGAGUACAGAGUUAGUGCCGAUAUAG